This is a messenger RNA of Tachyglossus aculeatus (Australian echidna), 1119 nucleotides long. RefSeq names its product spermatid maturation protein 1-like. Gene Ontology annotation, biological process: sperm individualization; flagellated sperm motility. Gene Ontology annotation, cellular component: cytoplasm. NCBI's taxonomy places the organism in Eukaryota, Metazoa, Chordata, Mammalia, Monotremata, Tachyglossidae. The record is from RefSeq and is a predicted model, not a curated record.
CGAGAGAUGGCCACUGAUGAACCGAUUAGGAGCCGGAGACAGAGGCGUCGGAUCGGGCCAGGAUCGGAGACGCAGCCCCUCGGGAUGUGGGGCCGGUGGGGGCAUGCCCACCACGAGGCCCCGGGCUCGUGCUCCUCCUCCUCCUUCUCCUCGCCGUCUUCGUCCUCCUGCCCGGGCUCCCACCCGGAGGCCUGCCAGGACCUGGGGGACGCCGUCCUCCUCCUGCUCGGCCUCAUCAUCGCCAUCAACAUCGGCCUCAACCUGGUGACGCUGAUCUGGCGCCGCCUCCGAGGUUCCCUACGCAGAGUUUUCCAUUAUUUUUGCCCAAAAUGCCCCGGCCUCCCAGCCCCGGCCGGCCCCCCGGCUUUGCGCCCCCACUUCCCGGGGGUCCCGGACCACCGCCUCAGCCCGCCGGCCCCCGACGUCCGGGUCCGCUGCACCAUGGACCCCGUGAAGCUGACGCUGACCCCGCCGGCCCCCCGCUGCCGCCACGGGCCCAGCGCCCCGGACCCCUGGGCCCCCGACAUGGACGAUGAGAAGGCCUCCUGGCCCCGCCGCCCCUCGUCCUGCCGCCACGGCUGGGACGGGCCGGUUCCCCCGUACCCCGGGACAGCCCCGGGGAUCUGGAACCACCGGGGAAGCCUCCCGGCCCCGGCCCCCGUGGGCGUCCGCUUCCCCCCGGGCCUGGGGGGUACCACGUCUAGGCGGGCAUCGGCCGGAGGCGCCGAGCCGGGAGCCGAGGCCUACGGCUACUCGGUAGGCGUCCCCCCCGGCGGCCCCGAGCCCACCGGCCGUAGGUCCAACCCGGACCCAGGCUCCCCACCAUCCUCCCGCCGCUCUUCCGUGCCCCCCAACCCGUCCUGGAUGCCCCUGAGCCACAGCCCCCGGCCCUCCCUCAGCCACGUGGUCUACGACGCCCGAGAGCUCAGGCGGAGGGUACGCGAGGGGUCGGUGGAGGUCUCGCCCCCGGUGCCCCCCGCCGCCCCGCCUCCGGCCGCCCCCGGGACCCUGGAGGAGCCGAACCAGGACUGGAGGUACCAACCCAUGGCGGGCCCGGCCUGGGAGCCGUUCGGGUCCAGCGGCUACAAGCGAGAGGGGAAGGACGAUUAAAAAGAGGAG